Messenger RNA from Closterium sp. Naga37s-1, 3705 nucleotides. Lineage: Eukaryota; Viridiplantae; Streptophyta; Zygnematophyceae; Desmidiales; Closteriaceae. The record is from the annotation of a GenBank genome assembly.
AUGAAGGGGAGAAGACGGAAACGGGAAGGAGAUGGCGCUGCUGCUGCUGCCCAUGCUGGUGCCCCUUCGUGUGCAGCGAUGGCAAGCAUAGAGUGGGUGCGCCCGUUGUCUCCUCGCUCCUCUUGCUUCUCCAUCUUCUCGCUCAUAGGUUUUUCCCCUCUUCCCUUUGACUUACAUGCCCUGUUCUCUUCCCUCUCGGCUCCGCCGUCUUCUUUGUCCCCUCCGGCCCCAACCUAUGAUUCUCUCAUCCUUUCAUCGUUCACUCUCCCCCACCCCACCUUUCAUUCCCUCGUGUUCUCGUGCCCGCUCUUGCUUCUCAUUUCUUCUCGCCAUCUACCUUUCCCCCUCCUUUCCCCUUCUCAUUCCGCCUUGCCUCUUUUGUCCCCUGUCCCUCCCCACUACAACAGCAGAUUCAUUACAAUCAACAUGUGUUACGUCAAAGCCACACUGGAAAGCGCUCGUCUCCCUCUCGCCCUUCCUCUCCCACCUCCUCCACCUGCCCCUCCCUGCUCCUCUCGCCCUCUCCUCCUCCCUUCGCCUUCUGGGCUCGCACGAGUUCCUCUGCUCGCUGCUCACUACAAAGCUGCCACCAUCGGUGCUGCUGCCGCCUCUCCCUCCCACGCCCAUGCCCACACCCACAUUCCUUCCCCCAACCUUGGAAAAGCAGUGGAGGCAGUAGAGGCGGUGAUGCUGGUACCCGUAUUGGUGGGUGGUGGCUCUGAUGCUUUCGCCUGUCUCAGCUACCAUCCUUUCUCAACCCUGCUGCACCACUUCUUCCAGGAGCCCCUGUACCUCUUCUCGCCCUUCACCCCACUUUCAGAACGAAACAGUCCAAGCCGCGCCCAUCCUCUUGAAUCGCUGAUGGACGAAUCCGUUUCCCCGUCUGUUAAGGAGUGUGGAGGAGGCUCCGGUCCAGAACGCCUCUUCCUCCCGCCUCCCCGCCAAAGAACCUCCGCGAUGCAUCAUUCCCGCGCCCUUCGGGAUGCAGUGCCGUCUGACACCCACUUUGCCGCCAUCGCGCAGCCACUAGUGCCUCCCCUCUCUCAUUCCUUCCAAUCCUCUCUCAUCCCUCCCUCUCCACUCCCAUCCGGCCCUCCCCACACUCAUCCCUCCAUCUCCUCUCUCAUCUCUCCCUCUCCUCUCUCAUCCCGUCCCCCCUCCCUCUCUCAUCUCUCCCUCUCCUCUCUCAUCCCGUCCCCCUCUCUCAUUCCACCCUGCCCUCUCUCAUCCCCCCCUCUCCUUUGUCCUCCCGUCCUCUCCUCUCUCAUCCCUCUCUCUCCUCUCUCGUCCCGACCUCCCCUCUCUCAUCCCUCCCUCUCCUUUGUCCUCCCCCUCUCAUCCGCUCCUCCCCUCUCUCAUCCCCUCUUCCCCUCUCUCAUACCCUCCUUCACUCUCACAUCCGCGCCUCCCCUCCCUCAUCCCCUCCUCCCCUCUCUCAUCCCUUCCUCCCCGACGCUCAUCCCCUCCUCCCCACUCUCAUCCCCUCCCUCCUUCUCUCAUCCCCGCCUCGCCAUCACUCCUCCCCUCCUUCCUUCUCUCAUCCUGUCCUCCCCUCUCUCAUGCCCUCCUCCCCUCUGUCAUCCCCUCCUCCCCUCCUCCAUCUCUCAUCCCGUCCUCCCCACUCUCAUCGCAUCCUUCCUUCUCUCAUGCCCUCCUCCCCACUCGCAUCCCCUCCUUCCUUCUCUUAUCCCCUCCUCCCAUCGCUCCUCAACUCCUUCCAUCUCUGAUUCCGUCCUCCCCUCCCUCAUCCCCUCCUCCCCUCACAUUUCCCCUCUUCAACUCUCUCAUACCAUCCUUCCCCCUCUCAUCCGCUCCUCCCCUCUCUCAUCCCCUCUUCCCCUCUCUCAUACCCUCCUUCACUCUCACAUCCGCGCCUCCCCUCCCUCAUCCCCUCCUCCCCUCUCUCAUCCCUUCCUCCCCGACGCUCAUCCCCUCCUCCCCACUCUCAUCCCCUCCCUCCUUCUCUCAUCCCCGCCUCGCCAUCACUCCUCCCCUCCUUCCUUCUCUCAUCCUGUCCUCCCCUCUCUCAUGCCCUCCUCCCCUCUGUCAUCCCCUCCUCCCCUCCUCCAUCUCUCAUCCCGUCCUCCCCACUCUCAUCGCAUCCUACCUUCUCUCAUGCCCUCCUCCCCACUCGCAUCCCCUCCUUCCAUCGCUCCUCAACUCCUUCCAUCUCUGAUUCCGUCCUCCCCUCUCUCAUCCCCUCCUCCCCUCACACAUCCCCUCCUCCCCUCUCUCAUACCCUCCAUCCCUCUCUCAUCCGCUCCUCCCCUCCCUCAUUCCCUCUUCCCCUCUCUCAUACCCUCCUUCACUCUCUCAUCCGCGCCUCCCCUCCCUCAUCCCCUCCUCCCCUCUCUCAUCCCCUCCUCCCCUCUCUCAUCCCUCCCUCCCCGGCCUCAUCCGCGCCUCCCCUCCCUCAUCCCCUCCUCCCCUCUCUCAUCCCCUCCUCCCCUCUCUCAUCCCCUCCUCCCCUCUCUCAUGCCAUCCUCCCCUCCUCCAUCUCUCAUCCCGUCCUCCCCACUCUCAUCGCAUCCUUCCUUCUCUCAUGCCCUCCUCCCCACUCGCAUCCCCUCCUUCCUUCUCUCAUCCCCUCCUCCCAUCGCUCCUCAACUCCUUCCAUCUCUGAUUCCGUCCUCCCCUCCCUCAUCCCCUCCUCCCCUCUCUCAUACCCUCCAUCCCUCUCUCAUCCGCUCCUCCCCUCCCUCAUUCCCUCUUCCCCUCUCUCAUACCCUCCUUCCCUCUCUCAUCCGCUCCUCCCCUCUCUCAUCCCCUCUUCCCCUCUCUGAUACCCUCCUCCCCUCUCUCAUCCCCUCCUCCCCUCUCUCAUCCCUCCCUCCCCGGCCUCAUCCGCGCCUCCCCUCCCUCAUCCCCUCCUCCCCUCUCUCAUCCCCUCCUCCCCUCUCUCAUCCCCUCCUCCCCUCUCUCAUGCCAUCCUCCCCUCCUCCAUCUCUCAUCCCGUCCUCCCCACUCUCAUCGCAUCCUUCCUUCUCUCAUGCCCUCCUCCCCACUCGCAUCCCCUCCUUCCUUCUCUUAUCCCCUCCCCCCAUCGCUCCUCAACUCCUUCCAUCUCUGAUUCCGUCCUCCCCUCCCUCAUCCCCUCCUCCCCUCACACAUCCCCUCCUCCCCUCUCUCAUACCCUCCAUCCCUCUCUCAUCCGCUCCUCCCCUCCCUCGUUCCCUCUUCCCCUCUCUCAUACCCUCCUUCCCUCUCUCAUCCGCUCCUCCCCUCCCUCAUUCCCUCCUCCCCUCUCUCAUCCCCUCUUCCCCUCUCUCAUACCCUCCUCCCCUCUCUCAUCCCCUCCUCCCCUCUCUCAUCCCCUCCUCCCCUCACACAUCCCCUCCUCCCCUCUCUCAUACCCUCCAUCCCUCUCUCAUCCCCUCCUCCCCUCUCUCAUCCCCUCCUCCCCUCUCUCAUCCCCUCCUCCCCUCUCUCAUCCGCUCCUCCCCUCACACAUCCCCUCCUCCCCUCUCUCAUACCCUCCUUCCCUCCCUCAUCCGCGCCUCCCCUCCCUCAUCCCCUCCUCCCCUCUCUCAUCCCCUCCUCCGCUCUCUCAUCCCUUGCUCCCCUCGGACCCCCAUGUUCCCCCUUCCUUCCCCUCAUUUCCCCCCUCCAACCCUAUCAUUGCCUAUCCUCCAUCCCAGUCUUUCGCCCACUUUUUCCAACCCAAUUCCCAUGGUUCUCCCCUCUGCCCCCUCGCUUCCUGCCUAA